This is a messenger RNA of Budorcas taxicolor (takin), 1428 nucleotides long. It is a transcript of the gene SOX10, whose product is annotated as SRY-box transcription factor 10. Lineage: Eukaryota; Metazoa; Chordata; Mammalia; Artiodactyla; Bovidae. Gene Ontology annotation, molecular function: RNA polymerase II cis-regulatory region sequence-specific DNA binding; DNA-binding transcription factor activity, RNA polymerase II-specific. The coding region runs from base 16 to 1428 and encodes 470 amino acids. Gene Ontology annotation, biological process: enteric nervous system development; peripheral nervous system development; neural crest cell migration. The record is from RefSeq and is a predicted model, not a curated record. Gene Ontology annotation, cellular component: nucleus. The transcript is spliced from 3 exons.
GCGGCCGGGGGCGACAUGGCAGAGGAGCAGGACCUGUCCGAGGUGGAGCUGAGCCCCGUGGGCUCCGAGGAGCCGCGCUGCCUGUCCCCGGGGAGCGCGCCCUCGCUGGGGCCCGACGGCGGCGGCGGCGGCGGCGGCGGCGGCUCGGGCCUGCGAGCUAGCCCGGGGCCCGGAGAGCUGGGCAAGGUCAAGAAGGAACAGCAGGACGGCGAGGCGGACGAUGACAAAUUCCCCGUGUGCAUCCGCGAGGCCGUCAGCCAGGUGCUCAGCGGCUACGACUGGACUCUGGUGCCCAUGCCGGUGCGCGUCAACGGCGCCAGCAAGAGCAAGCCCCACGUCAAGCGGCCCAUGAACGCCUUCAUGGUGUGGGCGCAGGCAGCGCGCAGGAAGCUGGCCGACCAGUACCCGCACCUGCACAACGCCGAGCUCAGCAAGACGCUGGGCAAGCUCUGGAGGCUGCUGAAUGAGAGCGACAAGCGCCCCUUCAUUGAGGAGGCUGAGCGGCUGCGGAUGCAGCACAAGAAGGAUCACCCAGAUUACAAGUACCAGCCGCGGAGACGGAAGAACGGGAAGGCGGCCCAGGGGGAGUCGGAGUGCCCAGGCGGGGAGGCUGAGCAGGGCGGCACGGCCGCCAUUCAGGCCCACUACAAGAGCGCCCACCUGGACCACCGGCACCCGGGCGAGGGCUCCCCGAUGUCAGAUGGAAACCCUGAGCACCCCUCGGGCCAGAGCCAUGGCCCGCCCACCCCUCCGACCACCCCAAAGACAGAGCUGCAGUCGGGCAAGGCAGACCCCAAGCGGGAUGGGCGCUCCCUGGGGGAGGGCGGGAAGCCUCACAUCGACUUUGGCAACGUGGACAUCGGCGAGAUCAGCCAUGAGGUAAUGUCCAACAUGGAGACCUUCGACGUGGCCGAGUUGGACCAGUACCUGCCGCCCAAUGGGCACCCGGGCCACGUGGGCGGCUACUCAGCAGCUGGCUACGGGCUGGGCAGCGCCCUGGCUGUGGCCAGCGGACACUCUGCCUGGAUCUCCAAGCCUCCAGGCGUGGCUCUGCCCACGGUCUCGCCGCCUGGCGUGGACGCCAAAGCCCAGGUGAAGACGGAGACCGCGGGGCCCCAGGGGCCCCCACACUACGCCGACCAGCCGUCCACCUCGCAGAUCGCCUACACCUCCCUCAGUCUGCCCCACUACGGCUCCGCCUUCCCCUCUAUCUCCCGCCCCCAGUUUGACUACUCUGACCAUCAGCCCUCAGGACCCUAUUACGGCCACUCGGGCCAGACCUCCGGCCUCUACUCGGCCUUCUCCUACAUGGGCCCCUCACAGCGGCCCCUCUACACGGCCAUCUCUGACCCCAGCCCCUCAGGGCCCCAGUCCCACAGCCCCACACACUGGGAGCAGCCGGUAUAUACGACGCUGUCCCGGCCAUAG